Molecule: messenger RNA, 6972 nt
Organism: Leptonychotes weddellii (Weddell seal)
Lineage: Eukaryota; Metazoa; Chordata; Mammalia; Carnivora; Phocidae
Source: RefSeq, a predicted model, not a curated record
AUGGCUGGAAGAUGCUAUGCAGUGAUUGGAGAAAAUGAGAGCGCUGGAACUAGUUACUGUGAGCAGCCAUGUCCUGCAGAAUUUGGUGUUCACCUGGCAGAGCUGACCGUAGAUCCGCAGGGAGCACUGGCAAUCCGUCAGCUGGCAUCAGUCAUCUUGAAGCAGUAUGUGGAGACUCACUGGUGUGCCCAAUCAGAGAAGUUUAGGCCUCCUGAAACUACAGAAAGGGCAAAAAUUGUUAUCCGGGAGCUAUUGCCCAACGGGUUGAGAGAAUCAAUAAGUAAGGUGCGCUCCAGUGUGGCCUAUGCAGUGUCAGCCAUUGCUCACUGGGAUUGGCCUGAAGCCUGGCCCCAGCUCUUCAACCUGCUCAUGGAGAUGUUGGUGAGCGGAGAUUUAAAUGCAGUCCAUGGAGCCAUGCGAGUGCUGACAGAAUUCACUCGAGAAGUAACAGACACACAGAUGCCCCUUGUUGCUCCAGUCAUUCUUCCAGAGAUGUAUAAGAUCUUCACUAUGGCCGAGGUGUAUGGUAUUCGGACCCGUUCCCGAGCUGUGGAGAUUUUUACCACUUGUGCCCAUAUGAUCUGUAACAUGGAGGAACUGGAAAAGGGUGCAGCCAAAGUUCUGAUCUUUCCUGUGGUGCAGCAGUUCACAGAGGCCUUUGUUCAGGCCCUCCAGAUACCAGAUGGCCCCACAUCUGACAGUGGAUUUAAGAUGGAAGUCCUAAAGGCAGUGACAGCCCUGGUGAAAAACUUCCCAAAGCACAUGGUGUCCUCCAUGCAGCAGAUUCUGCCUAUUGUUUGGAACACCCUAACUGAGAGUGCAGCUUUUUAUGUGAGGACAGAAGUAAAUUACACAGAGGAAGUUGAAGAUCCUGUGGAUUCUGAUGGUGAAGUCCUGGGCUUUGAAAAUCUCGUCUUUAGUAUUUUUGAGUUUGUCCAUGCUCUCCUAGAAAAUAGCAAAUUCAAAAGCACUGUUAAGAAAGCCUUGCCUGAGUUGAUUUACUAUAUAAUCCUGUACAUGCAGAUCACUGAGGAGCAGAUUAAAGUAUGGACAGCCAACCCCCAACAGUUUGUAGAAGAUGAGGAUGAUGAUACUUUCUCCUAUACAGUUAGGAUUGCAGCUCAAGACCUAUUGCUGGCUGUGGCCACUGAUUUCCAGAAUGAGAGUGCAGCAGCCCUGGCUGCUGCAGCCACUCGGCAUUUACAAGAAGCUGAGCAAACCAAAAACAGCGGUACCGAACACUGGUGGAAGAUACACGAGGCAUGUAUGCUUGCCCUCGGCUCAGUAAAGUCUAUCAUCACUGACAGUGUGAAGAAUGGCAGGAUCCAUUUUGACAUGCAUGGGUUCCUGACCAAUGUCAUCCUUGCAGACCUCAACCUUUCAGUGCCUUGCAUUUAUUGUGACCAACUAAAAGUCUCAGAGAGUACCCACGUGCUUCAGCCCUUCCUCCCCAGUAUCCUGGAUGGCUUAAUUCACCUAGCAGCCCAGUUCAGCUCAGAGGUCCUCAACCUGGUGAUGGAGACCCUGUGCAUCGUUUGUACAGUAGACCCAGAGUUCACAGCAAGCAUGGAAAGCAAAAUCUGCCCCUUCACCAUCGCCAUUUUCCUGAAGUACAGUAACGAUCCUGUCGUCGCCUCGCUGGCCCAGGAUAUCUUCAAGGAGCUGUCCCAGAUUGAAGCCUGUCAGGGCCCAAUGCAGAUGAGGCUGAUUCCCACUCUAGUGAGCAUAAUGCAGGCCCCAUCAGACAAGAUCCCUGCAGGACUGUGUGCGACGGCCAUUGAUAUCCUGACUACAGUAGUACGGAAUACAAAGCCUCCCCUUUCCCAGCUACUCAUCUGCCAAGCUUUCCCAGCCGUGGCACAAUGCACCCUUCACACAGAUGACAAUGCCACCAUGCAGAAUGGUGGAGAGUGCUUGCGGGCCUACGUGUCAGUGACGCUGGAGCAGGUGGCCCAGUGGCACGACGAGCAGGGCCACAAUGGGCUGUGGUACGUGAUGCAAGUGGUGAGCCAGCUCCUGGACCCCCGUACCUCCGAAUUCACUGCGGCCUUUGUGGGUCGCCUCGUCUCCACCCUCAUCUCCAAGGCAGGGCGGGAGCUGGGGGAGAACCUGGACCAGAUUCUUCGUGCCAUCCUCAGUAAGAUGCAGCAGGCAGAAACGCUCAGUGUCAUGCAGUCUCUGAUCAUGGUGUUCGCUCAUCUGGUGCACACUCAGCUGGAACCCCUCUUGGAGUUCCUGUGCAGCCUCCCGGGACCUACUGGCAAACCUGCCCUGGAGUUUGUAAUGGCUGAGUGGACAAGCCGACAGCAUCUGUUCUAUGGACAAUAUGAGGGCAAAGUCAGCUCUGUGGCACUGUGUAAACUGCUCCAGCAUGGCAUCAAUGCAGAUGACAAACGGCUACAGGAUAUCCGCGUGAAGGGAGAGGAGAUCUACAGCAUGGAUGAGGGCAUCCGCACCCGCUCUAAGUCAGCCAAAAACCCUGAGCGCUGGACAAACAUUCCUUUGCUGGUCAAGAUCCUGAAGCUGAUCAUCAAUGAGCUCUCCAACGUCAUGGAGGCCAACGCCGCACGCCAGGCCACUCCUGCAGAGUGGGGUCAAGAUGACUCCAAUGAUAUGUGGGAGGACCAGGAAGAGGAUGAAGAAGAGGAAGAGGAUGGUUUAGCUGGCCAACUCUUAUCUGACAUUCUCGCUACAAGUAAAUAUGAGGAGGAUUACUACGAGGAUGAUGAGGAAGAUGACCCUGAUGCCCUAAAGGAUCCUCUCUAUCAGAUUGAUCUGCAGGCAUAUCUCACGGACUUCCUCUGCCAGUUCGCUCAGCAGCCCUGCUACAUAAUGUUCUCAGGCCACCUUAAUGACAACGAGAGGCGGGUUCUGCAGACCAUUGGCAUCUAAAAAACGGAGACUUUCCACAUCUGCUCCUCCUGGCCUAGCCACAAACCAUUUUGCAGCUCUAAACUGGCCUCGAGAUGUACUUUCUUUUCAACCUAGAGUGGCCUCCUGACUCUUGGCCCUUGGCCUUUGCAGAGUGACAAUUCAAACCAAGCUCACCAGUGCUGUCACUUAGGAAUACUGGAACAAAGGACAUUUCUCAAAGACUCCCUGAAGAGACUCCAUCUCUAGAACCUUUUUCUCCCCAACUGUGCCCUCACCUGUGUUCCUAGAGUCCUCUGCUGGCCACUCCAGAAACAUAUUGCCCAGAAGGAUUAUGUGUUCAUGGAUUAUUUUGCCCCACCUCAGGAGCACAGGAAGUCAUGACCAUUUAUAUUCUAAAACAGACCUGUUUACUUUCAUAGGACAUCUGAUGUGUUCAGAUAGGAAUACCCUUGAGAGAUGAUUCUGCUUUCUGCCCUCCACCACAGAUGUUCUGGGUUCUCCAUAGGAACGAGAGAGAGCUACAUUCUGAGCCCUCUCCAGUGACCUCUCCUUGUCUCCCUCCUAUAACACUAAGGCUCCCCUGUCAAAGGAAGUCAUCUUGUUUUUGCCUCAUUGCAUGACACAGCCCCUCCCCCUAAGCUAUCCCUGUGUAUACAUGCACAUACACAAAAUAAGCCAGACAGAUGGCACGUUGGUUUUCCUUUUUUAGAAGAAGAAAAAAAAAAAAAAAGGAAAAACAUUUUUUUAAAAGUCCUCCUGACACAACCAUAUUUAAUAUUCCUCUCCCACACGUCACCACACACUCUGAUAUUCAAAGGUUACCCCAUCUCCCUCAGAAAUCCUCUAAAGUGGUUAAGUUGUAGCCCUCAAAUUUGCAAUGUGUAUUUUUCUAGGAGAGUAAAGUAAUCUUUACAAAUGAAUUUAGUCCGCAUGGUAUAAGGUGUACCAGCACAUCUGCCUUCUGUUCCUUUUAGAAGGAAAAUAAAAAUAAGGGGAAAAAGAUUAGGCAGAGCCAUGUAGACACCCUAGUGUGUUUUAGCUAAGCUAGCUCAAAAUGAUUCUUAGAGAACUAGUAUCAUCCAAUCAAGUAUUUUUAAGGGUGGUCCCUUAUUUGGGAAUUUCAGUCUUGUGGGUGAAUGAGGAUAAUAAAUCAAGGGGAGGAAGGCAAAGCCCAGCAUUCCUUUUUGAUAGUGCCCACACCUGGUGCCUCAGUUUUAGUAGCUACAGAAGAUUUCUUUAGGUUGAUGGUCUUGCAGACAGGAAACAGAAUAGAAAGUGAAUUUAAGUCUCUGUUCUUGAGGAAAGGGCCCCACUUGUGGGGCAUUUACUGUACAGGACUGUUUCGGAAGCCUAAGGAUUUUGUAGCUAAUAGUGAUUUCACGCCACUAGGUGUCCCUGGUGUACAAUUGUCACAUCUGAGCUGGGGAAAGUGUCUGUUAACGUUACUAUCUUUGAAAAGCCUGAGGACGUGUGCACAGCAUCGUCCGCUGCCAGCCAGGUUCUGAGACUGGUAACUGCCCCUGCUGUUUCUCCCCCUUGAGUUGGGAGAGUUGCUCAUAUUGGGGAAAUAUAGGAGGUCGGGCCAAUUGGUGCUCAGGAAAACCACAGUCAGCCUUAGAAACAAACUCCAUAGUUGAUCUCAAGGCAGUGCCAGUUGGUUUCAGUGCUGAAGGUUACAUAAGGCCAAAUCAACUCCUGAUUGUGGCACAAAAGAAAGGUCUCAUGCCAUUGGCAUUGAAUUGCUGAGUUUGGGAAGGCUUGGGGCUCCCACACAUAGAAUGAUAUGGGCCCCUUCUGGGCCUGCUAAUUAGAAAAAGAGUCUGUAUCUAGUGCCAAAAGUGAUCUCUUGACAAAGGUCAUCUCUUGCUGAUUUUUGGGGAGGACUGGAAAACCUAAGUCCUGAAGGAAAGGGUCUUCGUAUCAUCCAGGCGGCCACCCCUGCCUAACAGACAUACUGUUGUGGAUGAGAGCAGAGGGUCUUGGACCCCUUUGUGUGCAGGCACUUCCUUUGCUCCCACAGCAUUUUCACAUCAUCCCAUUUAACCUUUACAGCAGGUACACAGUGGAUAAUAUUCCCAUUCUAUCAAUGAGGAAGAGUUCAGAGACUAUAUCCACCGUCAGCAGGGAGAAAAAAGAUCUGCUUGAGUCCAGUAGUACUGACAGAAAGUUCCAGUAGUAUUGACAGAAAGUUGAACUCUAGCUCCUAUUUUGUCUCCUGGUCUUUUGGCCAAAGAACUUACCUUGGGUCUAAAAGAUCAGGGCUAACUGGUUGGAAGGAGUUGAAGUUCAAGAUAAGAUAAACAAGGGAAUGAGAGAGCGCUGGGCUGUUCUAAAAUACUUCAGGUUUCCCGAGCCUGGUGAGUAACAGCUAGAACACCAAGGGCUUUGCCAGCAGUGUGUUGAGCUCUUAGUGGAAAGAACUGAAGGGAAAACGGAAGAAACAACCAGAAGACAGAGGAGGUGGAAGUCCAAGAACAGAAGGAAGCUGGUUAUGAUAAGUCCCCUGCCCGAUCUGUGACACAGGGACUAUCCUGCCAGAUGUGUGACAUUGAUCAGGGACUACAGACAGAUGACUUGAGGUGAUAAAUAAGAAUGUUGUAAUCACUGGAGUUUAAUAGAUGUUCAUUAUGAAUUCAGAGCAAGUGAUGCCCAACUAGACUCGUAGUCUGAUUUUGUUAACAUAAAAUCUGGACGCGGUAAAAUCAAAGCAUUAGGGAAAUGGAGAAGUUGGUUACUGGCCACCAACUCUCAGACUACAAACUGGCUUAUUGUGGAAUGGUUUAUGCUGUGCCCCAGGGCUCUGUCCUUGGCCCCUCCUUUGAUAUUAAUGACAGAUGAGGGUUUUUUUUUAAUGUUUUACCCAUUCCAAAAGAGGAUUUGAGGCCAUUUACAAAAGAAACAGUACUAGAUAGAGUUGCUGAUCAGAUUUUUUUUUAGAUGGGGGGAGGGGCUAGAGGGAGAGAGAAAAUCCCUAGCAGGUUCCAUGGGGCUUCAUCUCUCAACCUUGGGAUCAUGACCUGAGCAGAAAUCAAGAGUCAGAUGCAUAACCGACUGAGCCACCCAGGCUUCCCUGCUGAUCAGCCGAUCAGAUUUUUAGAUAACAGGAACUCCUGGGAAGGAUGACAAUUUAGGAUUCAAACAACUAUCUCUAUAAGCUUUAAAAAUAGGCAGAAUUUAAAGGUAAGGUUGUUUUCAAAAUUCAGAUGGAUGAGUAUGAAGAGAGUUAAGGAUUACAGAGCACUGUGCUCUUGUUAACAAUUCUUUGUGCCAGUAAUAAGUGUUUAUGAUGUCAGGAACUGUUAACGUGUCCUCACUAAACUCCAGUGUAGUCCUGGCUGGGGUAGUAGGCACAGAUUGUGUAAGAUCAUUUCGGUCCUCUGUGUCUGUCAGCAAUCCUAGAGUGCUCUGUUCCAUUAUGGUGCUCAAACAGGAGGCUCCCUGACAGACGGUGAGCCCAUCUGCAAGAGGAAAACCAAGAACUGGAGGCCCCAAGCUGUGUCACGGGGAAGAAGCUUGAAGGAGCCGAGAAGACUCAGGGAAAACAGGACACUGCUUUGGAAACCGAAAGGAUUGUCCAGUGAAAGACAUUCUAUACUUCUCACCCCAGCCAGGCAGACCUACGGCCAAUAAGUAGAUGAUAAACUCAAAGCCAAUUUCUGGCCACUAUGUGUUUAUUCUGUUCAGCAAAUACUAAACUUUUUUUCCAUGCAAGGCCAGUGCUAGAUGCUGGAGAGGCUUGGCCCCUUCCUUCAAGAAGCUAGUCCAGUAGGGGGUCAGAAAUAAUGCAGCAGAUGUGGGUAGUACUAUGAGAGAAGUACUGGGGUCAAUUCCCACUACCCGAAAGAGGAAUGGUUAAUGGUAACUGGGAGAAGUCAGGCAGGGUUGCAUGGAGAAGGGGACCCUUAAACUGCGCACUCGCAAGGUGGCUAACAACUGCUAAGGUUUCAGAAGCACUAAAUGCCAAUGACUGUUCCAAAGUGUUACUUGGAUUCUCGUGUAGACCAUCUAAUAACUACGAAGUGCAUACUUUUGUUUACCCCAUCCACAGACUGAUGAAACUGAAGCAUAGAGUUAUUAAAUGUUACCUGCCAAAAGUCA